This is a messenger RNA of Hermetia illucens (black soldier fly), 2026 nucleotides long. RefSeq lists its product as uncharacterized. Lineage: Eukaryota; Metazoa; Arthropoda; Insecta; Diptera; Stratiomyidae. The transcript has 6 exons. The record is from RefSeq and is a predicted model, not a curated record. Gene Ontology annotation, molecular function: oxidoreductase activity. The coding region runs from base 511 to 1854 and encodes 447 amino acids.
AGUUUCGAAGAUCCGAAUAUGGCAUUUAUUGCUGUUACUCUCGAGAGUGAAGUAGUUCAAGAUCGCUUUUGUAUCUUUUCAAUUGUUCAUUAGCUUGUACGUGUUUAUUUGAAAAUUGGAAAUAUUGUUAUAUUCACUUUUUAAGAAUUAGGUGCCAAUUUUGAAUGAGGGUCUUUUCCUGGAAAAUUCAUUGAGUAAAGAAUAAAUUCGAGAAAGGUAAAGUGCUGAUAUUACCUUUCUCUUGUUUUUUUUUAUGUGCUAUUACGGCCAGUGAGCGUAUUGUGCUAAUUAUAAAAGUGCUGAGUUUGUACUGCUAUCUAUAAUUCGUACGAUCUACCUUAGAGUUAUUUUUCUUUGGUGUCUUUCCUUUUUUUCCGGUGUGGAUAAUGAAUUUCUGAAGUGUUUUGUGAAAUUCUUCUAGGUAUAAAAAUUAUCGUCAGAGAGUGUGUGUUUACUUAUCCUGAAUGAGGAUAGUAUUUGAAUUUCGAAGACUUGUCAUCUGCCGACAUCAUGGUGGCAUCGAACGAUUGCCAUAUGGAGUUAACAGAAGAUGAAAAAGCCGCAAUUAAUUUCUUUCUCCGCCUGUCAACUGACGCCGAUACCAUUCCCUGCGACAAUGACUUAACCGAUUUUGAGCUAACACUGCCCAGCUGGUUCGAUGGUGCCAAAUACAAACGUGCUCAAGAAUAUUUCGCAAAUAAUCGUGGCCCGAUAUUGAAUUCAAAUAUGGCUGGUUUGAUCUCCCUGUUGGCCCAGCAAAAAGGACUUGAAGUUUUGUGCUCGACGGGACGCUCCAGUACCGCUAAUACAGCAAGAAAACGAUAUGCUUCAACCAUUUUGCAAACCAUAAUUUGGUAUGAGUAUGAUCUGACUCCUGGCUCCAAAUCGUGGAAGUCCUUGAUGAGAGUGAGGAAGCUGCACUUAAAUGCUUCGAAGUCUGCACAAAGUAAAAAAAUAGGGAUAAUUAAUCAGACAGAAAUGGCAAUUACUCAAUUUGGAUUCAUGGGAUUUGCAUUGAUCCGUCCAGACAUUUUUGGGAUAAGUCAUGACAAUCAUGAAGAUAUAGAAGCAUUUGUCCAUUUUUGGGCUGUUUUGGGAUAUAUGCUGGGAAUCAAGGAUGAAUUCAACCUUUGUCUUCUGCCAGUCAAUGUAGUUAAGAAAGCGUCGGAAAUCAUCAUGCGCUAUUUCAUCUUGGCAGCGGUACAGCUGGAAACGCCACAAUUUAAAGCAAUGACUCAAGCCUUGCUAGACGGAUUAUCACAUUUUAUGCCAUUUAUGACGUACGAAAUACAAAUGUUUCUGACAAGGAGGGCUGCUUGCGUCCCAGGAUAUCAAUACAAUAUGAGUUUAGAUACUGAAAAGCAUUGCCGUUCAGUUUUUUCAACUGAGAAUAUUCAGCAUUUCCUGAAAGAUCGUGCCAGGACCACGGGAUAUGAAUUCAUGGAGUUCACAUUUUUAUACAAAAUUCCAGUUUAUAAUUUCACCACGUAUGAGAUACAGAAUGAAGUGGAGGGAAAUGCGGUAAAGCAGAACACCAAAGUACCCGAAGAUACCGUAGUAGAAAACGGAAAAAGUAGACCAAUGGAUGACGGAUUCAGUGCUAGGUUAAGAAAAUAUUUGGGAUUGACUGAAAGGACGAGUAUCACUCUUACCCUGGUUGACUAUGAAACUGAGUGGGAGCACGCGUUAGGUGACUCCAGGUUUUACGAACUGAGCGCUGAAAAUAAAAAAACGCUAGUGCUCGUAGACCGGCUGAGAAAAUUUUUUGUUCAGACUAAAAUUGGAGCUCAAGUAAUGGAUUGGUUAAUGAGUGUUAUCUUGUGGCGUUUCCGGAGAUACUCGAGUACGUCAUAGAAUGUUUAUUAGGAGACCGCCAAUCAAAGAUGAAGUGUGAGAGAGUUGUUCAGGAAACUAUAUCAAACUUAACUCAUCAUAUGAUUAUAACAUUAUAAUACCUGUAGGGAGGAUACUCGGAAAGUAAGGACUAUUGGGUUAUCUGUUAAAAAUAAAUUUAGAAAGAAAUAUA